This is a messenger RNA of Knipowitschia caucasica, 540 nucleotides long. NCBI's taxonomy places the organism in Eukaryota, Metazoa, Chordata, Actinopteri, Gobiiformes, Gobiidae. The record is from the annotation of a GenBank genome assembly.
AUGCCAGCCUCUAGCCAUUUUACGAAGGCACCCCUGUCACACACUGUCUCCAGAGCCAUCUGCAUAGAGGAUGAAGAAUUAUCUGAUCCACUUAUUACAAGCUUUGAUGCCAACUCUCUGACACAGUUUCAAUCACAGGAGCUCUUUAAUGAUGACAACAUAUUUACAACUGGCAGCAGUUCUUCUGGCCUUGGGUCACCCAUCCUCACCACCACGGGCGCAGCUCCUGAAAAAAGCUCCAAGGAAACAAAGCAAUUGUUUAAAGGAAAAGGAUCUGAGGGCAGAGACUUUCCCAUGGCUUUUCCACUGAUGACCGAGGAGCAGUUCAAUGACCUGGAGACAGUGCUUAAGGAAGAGGCAAUGCGACGGAAGCUGGUGGCCCGUUUGACAUUAGUCGGAGGGGUGGAUUCUGGCUGCAUGAUUCGGCGCAUGGCGUCAGCCGUCCUCUCAAACCAAUUGGCCUGCCUCUUUAACUGGAAGGGAAAAGGAGGUAAAAGGGCCUUCGGAGAGCACCUCCUUACUGGACUGCAUGUUUGGUGA